This is a messenger RNA of Dendronephthya gigantea, 1474 nucleotides long. Its product is annotated as tripartite motif-containing protein 45-like. The record is from RefSeq and is a predicted model, not a curated record. Lineage: Eukaryota; Metazoa; Cnidaria; Anthozoa; Malacalcyonacea; Nephtheidae. Gene Ontology annotation, molecular function: zinc ion binding; ubiquitin-protein transferase activity. Gene Ontology annotation, biological process: positive regulation of DNA-templated transcription. The transcript is spliced from 4 exons. The coding region runs from base 71 to 1474 and encodes 467 amino acids. Gene Ontology annotation, cellular component: chromatin; nucleoplasm.
UGACUGGAAGUAGUACCAAUGUUUAGGGCCACAAUAAUUUGAUAUAGAUUGUGAAUUGUUCUACAAUCUUAUGGCUGAUUCUUUAACCAGCUCUCGCUCGAUUGUCGAGAUUCACAAUCUUCUCGUGUGUGAUAUUUGUAAGAAGACCAUCAGCGAGCCGAAGACUUUGUCUUGCUCUCAUUCAUUCUGCAAGACCUGUGUCGAGAACUUGGCGAUACAAGAAGAAGAUGUCGAGAGCGAAGACAAGACUGACAAGUUGAAAUGCCCAACUUGCAAGUCCAUAACUACCAUAAAAACUGGCGGAACCGUCGCUGAAUUGCCUGACAAUGAAUUUGUCGUUAAGUUGCUGACGGUCGUUGAUCCAAAUCGAGAGCACUCAGAACAGGAAGCAUCGCUUUGCUCUGUAUGCCACAAAGAGUCCGUUCUUACACUAUGUAUGGAGUGUGAAAUGCUCCUGUGUCACUCAUGUAACGCUUCGCACAAUAUAUGGCCAAGGAAUAGAAGCCAUGCUUUGAUAUCUGUGAGCGAAAUAGCAAAUCGUGACGAGAAAAAGCAGAUUGUGGCGGACACGUUACGCUGCACCGCCACUGGUCACGAGACUGCAAUUCCGGAAUUUUAUUGCGAAACGUGCAAGGAAUUGAUUUGCAUAAAAUGUGUUGCAUCCGUGCACACGAAACCAGGACACACCUGCAUUGCGAUUCAUCAGAUGUAUCUAAAACAGCAAGACGCCGUGAAGUCCAAAUACGCAACCAUCAGCGAAAUGUUAAAAGAGGGAAAUGAGGCAUUGGAAAGAUUCAGAAACAGCAAGACAACGUACGAGAAAGCUGCGAAAGACAUCAAGUUGAAACAUACCGUUCAAAAAGAUGAGAUCAUGAAAGCUUUUGCAAGUCGCAUUGACAAGAUUUUGGAGGAAAAAAUUCGAGAAGUUGACAACGUCUACGAUUCUUCUUGUCAGAAGCUCUCGGCUCAAAUCGAGUUAAUGUCGAAUUACCUGGAAAAAGUUGAAAAGUCGCUUCCGGGUACAAACGAUGCGUUGGAAAAUUCGAAGCUUGAAGAAUUGUUAGCAACCCAGAAAGUUAUCGAUGAUAAUAUUCAAAUGCUGCAAUAUUUAUCAUCGUUCCAGAUCCAAUUGGUUGACGAACAGUCCUGCAUGACAAAACCACAUUUUUAUAAGGCGAUCAAGCAAUUGGCAGACACUUGUACAGAUGCUAUGCCUGACACGUCAAUCCUGAAAUAUAAUGAGAAGCUUUUUGAUCAAUUGUUACGUUUUUUUGAGAGAACCGUGCCAUUGAGGCUUUGCUACAGAGCAUCACUCCAUGGUUGGGAGAGCCAGACGUUUCAUCGUUUAUGUGAUAGCAAAAAACCAACAGUAGUUUUGGUCCAGGUUGGAAAAUGGAUCUUUGGUGGAUACACUGAUCAGAGUUGGAAAGUAACCUUCACAAAACAAGUACUCCUUGAUUUCAGUUUUCCGUGA